Cucurbita moschata (crookneck pumpkin) is the source of this 1582-nucleotide messenger RNA. RefSeq names its product calcium uniporter protein 6, mitochondrial-like. NCBI's taxonomy places the organism in Eukaryota, Viridiplantae, Streptophyta, Magnoliopsida, Cucurbitales, Cucurbitaceae. The coding region runs from base 262 to 1236 and encodes 324 amino acids. Gene Ontology annotation, cellular component: uniplex complex; mitochondrial inner membrane. The record is from RefSeq and is a predicted model, not a curated record. Gene Ontology annotation, molecular function: uniporter activity; calcium channel activity. The transcript is spliced from 2 exons. Gene Ontology annotation, biological process: calcium import into the mitochondrion; mitochondrial calcium ion homeostasis.
UACAAAACGAAAGAGCCGCGAAGGGCCGUCGACCAAGCCCUUCCACGCCACUGCCUUGCCUCUUCCGUCACACUCGGGGCCUCCAAAUCCAUCCCCCAAACCAAACGUAUAAACACUCCACUCUCACGUUGCUUUCUUGAUUACAUUCAAUCUUUCAAACCGAUUUUUUCUUGCUGUCUUUUUCACCGGAAGUUGUGGAAGAUUACGAAAUGAUGGAUCGAAGAGGAUCAUAGCGGUUUCUUUUCUUCUCUGGAAGACGGCAUGAUGUGGAGGAGAUGGUGUUCUUGUGCUUGUUUAUCCAGUCGGAGAUUGUUGAUGAAUGGAGCUCCCGGCGUGUUUUCUCCUGUACCUUCUAAUGGUACUUUUGGUCUUGGAGGAAUUUCUUUAAUUCCAUCGACGACGGUACGUUCGUCGGCCUGGUUUUAUACCAGAGUGGUUUCGUUUUCGUCAUCUGGAGAUUCGGAGAAUUCUGCAGGGGACAAAAGUGAGAGUGGUGACUUUGGAAUUGGCGGAGAAACGGUAUCGUCUGCGGAGGCCAAAAGGUUGAUGAGAUUGGUCAACGUCGAGGCGCUGAAGAUGAAAUUGGGGACUGAGGGGAAGGAGGCCAUUGGAUAUUCGGAGCUUCUCGAAGCUUGUAAAAGCAUGGGCAUGGCUAGGUCCAAUGACGAAGCUGCUGCUUUUGCUCGAGUCCUCGAUGAGGCUGGCGUGGUUCUUCUCUUCCGCGACAAGGUCUAUCUUCAUCCUGACAAGGUGGUGGAUCUGGUCCGACGAGCAAUUCCGAUUGCUUUGAUGCCCGAAGACGACCCAACGAGGAGCGAGCUAAAGCAGCUGCAAGAAAAGAAGGAAGACAUUGAUGUAUUGGCACAUAAGCAGGUGCGACGAAUCCUGUGGACGGGGCUUGGGUUAGCCAUUGUGCAAGUUGGACUGUUCUUCAGGCUGACAUUCUGGGAAUUCUCAUGGGAUGUAAUGGAACCAAUUGCAUUUUUCACCACAACAACUGGAUUGGUGAUGGGCUAUGCUUAUUUCCUGUUCACUUCAAGAGAUCCCACUUACCAGGAUCUGUUGAAGAGGCUUUUCCUGUCAAGGCAAAGGAAGUUGUUCAAGAAGCAUUCUUUUGAUGUUUGCAGAUUCAAAGAGUUGCAGAAGAAAUGCAAGAUGCCUCUCGACGCCACCGCCAAUAUUAAGAAUCGGGUGGGCGUAGAUCUCGACCUUGAAGAUUGCUUGAGUAGAGAUUAACUACUUAUUACACAGGUAAGUGGUUCUUAACUACUAUUAACAUCCCUAAUCUUUUCUUUCUGGGGGCUGUCAUUCAAUUUUUAAAUUUAGUUAUGAACUGGUAAACAAAAUACUUGCCUUGUUCAAUCAUAUAUGAACUCAAAUAACCAUGCCAUUUUCAUAGCUUCUGUGUCUUUACUGCCCACCUGCAUUGCUUUUGUGCUUGUGAAGUGAAUUCUGAGGCAUUUUGUUGAUAUAAUAUUGCAUUGCAAGUGAGACCUCAGCCUGCUAACGAGCUAUGCGGAGGAAUCCCUCCGCGGCCAGCUUCUUAGAGGGACUAUGGCCGCUUAGGCCAAGGAAGUUUGAG